Rhodamnia argentea is the source of this 1939-nucleotide messenger RNA. RefSeq names its product pentatricopeptide repeat-containing protein At3g29230. The transcript has a single exon. Gene Ontology annotation, molecular function: protein binding; RNA binding. The record is from RefSeq and is a predicted model, not a curated record. NCBI's taxonomy places the organism in Eukaryota, Viridiplantae, Streptophyta, Magnoliopsida, Myrtales, Myrtaceae. Bases 125 to 1918 code for a protein of 597 amino acids. Gene Ontology annotation, biological process: RNA modification.
UCAAUUUUGAUACUAGGCUCGACCCCCAUAUCGAGCUAAGUCAAUUCCAGGAUGUGCACGUUCAUCAAUUCGACGGUUUUGUUGCUUCCCUCCAAAUUCACCACCACUGUCGUUCAAUCCCCACAUGCUCACAUCCUCGGCUGAAGCUGGAAUGUCCGUGCCGGUUCGAACGCCGCGGUGGGUGUCCCCGAGGCGGAUGUUCGAGCAGAAGCUGUCGGACCUCCACAGGUGCACCAACUUGAGCCACAUCAAGCAAGUCCACGCCCAGAUUCUCAAGGCCAGCCUCCACGGGGACGCCCACGUGGCCGCGAAGCUCGUCGCGGCUUUCUCCCUCUGCCGCCACAUGGCGUUGGCCGUCAGCGUCUUCGACCAGAUUCCGGAGCCCACCGCUCAUCUCUACAAUAUCCUGAUACGGGCCUACGCGCAGAACUCGGAGGCCUCUCGGGCCUUCGCUACUUUCCUCCAGAUGCAGCGGAAUGGCGUUUUCGCGGACAAUUUCACCUACCCUUGUCUUCUUAGGGCGUGCUGUGGCCAAACUAGCUUGUCGCUGGUGCAAAUGAUCCACGCCCACAUCGAGAAGUUUGGGUUUUGGGCGGAUAUCUUUGUGCCGAAUUCGCUGAUUGAUACUUACUGCAAGUGUGGUUCCUUGGGUGUUAGAGCAGCUAGGAAGUUGUUUGAUUCGAUGGCAGUGCGAGACACGGUGUCCUGGAAUACUAUUAUUACUGGGCUGGUGAAGGCGGGGCAGCUGCUAGAAGCUCGGCAGCUGUUCGAUGAAAUGCCGGAGAGAGACACGAUUAGUUGGAACAUUCUGUUGGAUGGAUAUGCAAAGGCUGGAGAAAUGAAUGCCGCGUUUGAAUUGUUCGGGGAAAUGCCACGGCGGAACGUUGUUUCAUGGUCGACUAUGAUUUCUGGUUAUAGUGAAGCUGGGGAGAUGGAUAUGGCCAGAGUUCUUUUUGACAAGAUGCCUGCAAAAAACUUGGUUCCAUGGACAAUAAUUAUAUCAGGAUAUGCCAAGAAGGGGAUGGCGAAGGAGGCCAGUCAGUUGUAUGAUCAAAUGGAGAAGUCUGGAUUAGUGCCUGAUGAGGGGACCGUUAUUAGCAUUUUGGCUGCUUCUGCAGAGUCUGGUCUGCUUAGACUGGGUAUGAAAGUUCAUGCUUGGGUUGAGAGGACUAAAUUCAAGUGUAGCACUCUGGUCACCAAUGCAUUGAUUGAUAUGUACGCAAAGUGCGGUAGGUUGGACGAUGCUCUAAGCAUCUUUAAUUUGAUGACCAAGAAAGAUAUAGUGUCGUGGAACAUAAUGAUCCAAGGUUUGGCAAUGCAUGGGAAUGGCGAGAAAGCACUCCACCUUUUCUCUAGAAUGGAAGAGGAAGGGUUUGAACCAGAUGGAGUCACAUUCAUUGGCGUGUUGUGUGCAUGUACCCACGCCGGUCUUGUUGAUGAAGGCCUAGAUUACUUUAAUUAUAUGGAAAGAGAUUUUAGGAUCGUUCCUCAAGUUGAGCACUAUGGUUGUGUGAUUGAUCUAUUGGGUCGUCGCGGUCGUCUUAAGGAGGCCUUUGCUCUUGUCCAGAGAAUGCCGAUAGAACCAAAUGCCAUUAUAUGGGGUACACUUUUGGGGGCCUGCCGAAUCCAUAACAAUACAGAUGUGGCCUCAGAGGUAGUUAGUCAUCUAAUUAAAUUGGAUACUUCUGAUUCAGGUAAUUUCUCUCUGAUGUCAAAUAUUCACGCUACAACGGGUGAUUGGGACGGUGUUGCUAAUAUAAGGCGGGAAAUGAAGAACACAAGGCUUCAGAAACCAUCCGGAGAAAGUUCAGUAGAGUUGGGCAAUGAGGUCCAUAAAUUUACAGUUUUUGAUACAUCACACCCUGAAUCGGAUGGAAUUUAUCAAAUGAUAACAACUCUGGGUUUGGAGCUUGAGUAAGAGAAGACUAAUCCAAACGGG